Bacidia gigantensis is the source of this 1875-nucleotide messenger RNA. RefSeq lists its product as uncharacterized. The record is from RefSeq and is a predicted model, not a curated record. The transcript has 7 exons. Gene Ontology annotation, cellular component: lipid droplet. Bases 1 to 1875 code for a protein of 624 amino acids. Lineage: Eukaryota; Fungi; Ascomycota; Lecanoromycetes; Lecanorales; Ramalinaceae.
AUGUCCGCAGCUAAGCGUAGAAGAGGCAAUUCUCUUCAUCUCAACCUUAGCGGGGCUCAGGCCGAGGAAUUGCCUCCAAUUGUGGCAGCUUUCUUCGUCACAUUCGACCUCCGAGCUGGAUACACGAUAGCAUGGCAGCGAUCGAUCCCGGGAUUAGAACUUGACUCGAGCGUCGAAUACAAGUCGCUACCUUCCGGCCUACACAACGUGAGCGAGGAUCUCAUAUACUUUAUUCAAUCGAAUGAAUACGCGGGGGUUAGCGCGUACGUCAAUAAACCCACACCGGGAUCGGAUCGCAAUGCCAACAUGCUUGCGGUCGGUGUGCUCGUACCAAGUCAUGGGCAACUGGGCAAGAGUUGGAGACAUGCGGAUGGACUUAAGAAAUUGGCAGUAGCGAUUGCCGAAAAUGAGUCCAACACCGAGCCCUUGGAGGAGUACUGGAGUGCUCAUCAAGAUCACGAGACCGGUGAAGAUGAAGAAGCCGUCGCCCCAUCUCCUUCCAUCAAGGCGAAACAGCCGCAGCUAGAAUCCUCUGCUAAUGGAGCAGCCCGGCAAAGAAACCGUGCAGUUUCUACAGCCUCUGCCCUUGCUCCACCUGGUCAAUAUCUGUCCAAGACCCAUCCAGCCACUGCUUUGCCCCUCUUGAUUGAGACUUUUGGCCCACUUGUUUUCCCACUCUAUAAGGCUGCUCUUCUGCGGAAGCGAAUCCUAAUAUCUACGCGUGCCCCAGUCGAAACUGCUUGCAUUUUUGUCUACAACAUCUCUGUAAUAUCCGGGCUGCCCGCCUCUAUAGCGGACGGUCUUCCACUAGAACCGUUACCAUUCCGCCUUCAACCACUGUUCUCGGUUGGCGUACACGAUAUGGACGAUCUCGCCCAUGGAGGACGCGACUCUGAAUCCUCGGAUGAUCCUGGGUUGGGUUGGGUUGCAUGUACGACAGAUGACAUUUUGUGCGACAAGCCUCAGCUAUACGACUAUCUCAUUCGUCUUCCGACUCUUCCCCCCGGACCGGUCCAACGCAAGGUCUGGCCUGAGAUUUUCGAUGCGAAAGGCAUAGAGAUCAAGGCAACACAACGAGAUUUGAGGAGAUAUCGUGUCUUGCGGCAAGAAACUCGUCGGCUAGACAGAUCAACAUCCCCCAAAAGCACACCAGCUGACUUGGCCCACUCGCUCACGUUCAUGAAUCAGGAGACGGCGGAAACAGACACCUCGUCAACCCUUGAUGCUGACCUAGCGGAACCGCAAUCCUGGUCAGCGCUUGCGUACAACAGCUUCAUGUGGUGGGCAUCAGCAGGAGAAAAGCGGACUGACCUAGACGAAGAAGAACACCAAGACUCCUCACUCUUACGUCGAAUCACCACCGAUAGUAGUCCGUCUCGUCCGAGAUCCAGUGGGAAAUCUCCAGUCAUGGACAUGGCGUUCGAGGGGCCGUCAGCGCUGGAGAUGACUUUAGUGGCCUUCUUCCAUCGCCUAACGACCAUGAUUAUCCAAAUAUUAUCUGAACUCAUCGAUGAUGCAGACGCAGAUGAGUCUUCUAGUGAUAAUGAGCGAAGUAUACGCCGAGGUUCUGAUACUGAUCGAUUAGAGACCCCAAAUGACACUGAACCUCUCAUGACUACACAGGACGGUGAAGAUCUAACGCAGAUUGUCGUCGAAGCAGAUGACAUGUCCCGAAUGGGACUCGACCUCUGGAGUGAAAGCGACCGAGCCUUCGUGGAAGGGCUGAUUUUAUUCUAUUGGGGCCGCAAGGCUGAUUAUAAGUCUUCAGUCCUUGAUCCAUCAACGUAUACGAUAAAAGAUCAAAAGCAAUUCAUGGCUUCAAUAGCAAUCGCAGUGCAGUCGCAGCCGACGUUUCUCAUUAUGGGCAUGAUUUGA